AUGAAAGAGAUAUUUGUGUUUAUAACAAUAAUUUCUGUGUUGGUGUGCUAUGUGCACUGUCAGACACUCAACAACUUGUAUAUAUAUGUCGAUCCGUCCUCAACAUAUAACGAGACUUUAUGUGGAUCAUCAGCAAACAUCUCAUGUCCAACGAUACAGGAUGCACUCAACUCGUACUACUCAAACAACCCUCAACAAAAUGACACGAUGGUCAACAUCAUCCUCGCACCUGGAAAGUACAUCAACACUGUCGAUAAAGCGAAUGGAGCUGAGAUCUAUCAUGGAACCAAUGUCACCAUUGUAUCAGAGUUUGAGGACCAACCUGCUGAGAUCAUGCUCAACGGUCGAACAUUCCUCUUUCAUGAUGGCAUGCUCAAUUACGCGCCAUUCACAUCAGUCAACCUAACAAACAUCAACAUAAAUGGCGGCCACGACCCAAGAUUCACUGAUCCCCUUCUAUUGUUUAACGGCUACGCUAGCCCGAUCAAUGUCACACUCAACCGAGUCAAUGUGUACAACUCCUCUAGUUACACCUUUAUGAUUGAAAUCAAUAACUUGGAUACUAAUAUGACACUGUACAACCAGUCAUACCUGACCAUCACCAACAGCACAUUCAAAAACAACGCCAAUGUGCUUAGUGUACUCUUCAUCGAGGGCAUCACAGCAUUCAUUGACAAUUGCACCUUUGACAACAACACCCAAUUCGGAGCUUUCAACUUCCCAGUGAGCUCCAUUACCGUGACCAACUCCAACUUCUCCAACAACCAACUGGCGACUGAGCUCAUGUUCUCGGCCGAUCGUGUCGCCCAAUUGACAAUGGACAACUGUGUGAUUGUCAACAACACUGAUCAUGCGACAUUCGAGAUCUGCUUGAUGCUGUUCCAGAACAUUAACUUUACAAUGAGCAACACACUCAUCAUCAACAAUGAUGUCCAGAAUAUUAUGGCUCACUCAAACUAUGAUCCACCCAAUGUGUUCAACCUGAUCAAUGUCACAGUAAGUGGUGGACUGCAGACAGACCAGCCAUUCAUCGAUCUUGUCGGUGGCAAUAUGACCUUUAACAAUGUGCACUUGCUGAAUGGUCAGCGUCUCCUCAAUUGUCCACUCACAUGCAAGUUGUUGAGUGGUGAGUUCUCAUGUCCGACCAAACACCAGCUUCCCAAACAUCUCGGAUGGAUCAUUGCCGGAUCAGUGCUUGGAUUCAUCUUUGUUGCGUUCAUGGCAUUCUUCAUCUGGAGGAAGGUGAAGAUGAAUCGACAACAGUAUCAAUCAAUACAA
Messenger RNA from Acytostelium subglobosum LB1, 1278 nucleotides. RefSeq lists its product as hypothetical. The record is from RefSeq and is a predicted model, not a curated record. NCBI's taxonomy places the organism in Eukaryota, Evosea, Eumycetozoa, Acytosteliales, Acytosteliaceae. The transcript has a single exon. The annotation marks the transcript as partial.